GAUCUUAUCGUUCUGGACGAAGAUCGUUUAUUGGCCGUCACCCGUCGAAUUUUCUGACGUCUUGAUUGUGACGCAAUAUUGACUAAGUAUAUAAGAUCCGCUCUGGAACCCAUCGCUCUGUUGACUGCAAACCAGUGGCUGCUUCUGCUAAAUCCGUCCUAUAUAGGCUCGGCCAUUAAUUAAGAUUCACAUCUUCUUUGACAACCGUCCUUAAAUCGCUCUGUUUGGUUUUCCGUGCGUGCUGAAGUCGACAUUAACUAUAUGGCUAACGCGCUCGAAUCGCACAAAAAAGAGGUGGAUGAAGUCCAGACGGAUCCUGAGGAGUUUCAAUCUCAGUCCUCCGAGACCGACGACGAAUCUUCGACCGAUCACGAGAAAUCGCAGGAAUCGCAGCCUAAGGAACGACCCCCGAACAACCGACCGCCCGCAUCCCGACAGGCUACUGCGCGGACCCAACGAACUGGGGAGCCCAGAGACGAUGUCUCUCGCUCCAAAACCCAGGGAAGUCAGCCCCCCGGCGGGUUCUCUUUAGCGGGAUCGAAUGCCUUCUGGGGCGCGCCGCCUUCGUACGGCCCCUAUAUCCAUCCGGAAUAUCACUCUUACAACCCUCAUUACGGCAACUCGGAACCCGGUAAACCGGUCUGGAGUCUUGCCCAACCACUACCCCAUGUGGUCCGCGAUGGUAUGCGCUACGGUGCCUUACCAGAGGAUCGAAAGGAAGAAGAGCAGGAAGACGGACGAUCACGCCCUCCCCCGGCGGCUGAGGAACCGCCGACCGGAAUUCCUCAGACCGAGGAGGCAAAGGAGAAUGGUGAAGAGCUGGAGCCUGAUGGGUUCUUCAAUAUAUGGUCCAAAGUCCGCUUCUAUGCGAAAGAGCCGUUUGCGGAGUGGCUAGGAACGAGUGUGGCUAUCACCCUUGGUCUGUGUGCCGGCUUGUCACACUACACAUCGCAAGGACAGGCUGGAACCUAUGCGUCACAGUGCGCUGCUUGGGGCUUCAGUUUCAUGAUCGGUAUCUACAUUGCUGGUGGUGUCUCCGGUGCCCAUCUUAACCCGGCAAUCACCAUCUCACUGUCCGUGUGGCGUGGCUUUCCAGCAAGGAAGUGCACACUCUACGUCCUCGCCCAGGUUCUCGGGGCCAUCACGGCAGGCGGCCUUGCGUAUGCUAUAUAUCACGACGCGAUCGUCGACCUUUCUGUCAAGUCUCAAGUUAUACAGAGUAAAACUACCGCCAGUCAAGCCCUCCUGACCGGCCCCAAGGACUUUGUGACUCCGGUAACCGCAUUCUUCGACGAGUUUCUCGGCAGCGCAAUCCUGGUCGGCAUUAUCUUGGCGCUGGGCGAUGAUGCCAACGCACCGCCCGGUGCGGGUAUGCAGGCUUUCAUUAUUGGAAUUGUGAUUACGGUGCUGCUGCUGGCUUUGGGAUAUAACACAGGCGGAUGCUUCAACGCGCCCCGUGACUUCGGACCACGACUGACCGUCCUGAUGGCUGGUUGGGGCGGCCAAGUAUUCAUGGAGAAAAACGUCUGGUGGGUUUGGGGCCCGUGGAUAGCUGAUAUCUUCGGAGGACUCUUCGGUGCAAUGGUCUACGAUCUCGCAAUUUUCACCGGAGGCGAGAGUCCCGUCAACUAUCCACCUCGCCGGCGGAAGCGCGCGUUGCUUAUCAAGGAGAAGAAUCUGAGAGACAAGCUGCAUAUCGGGCGGCACAAAAUCAAGGAUCUGGAGAAGGCUGUGGAAGAGAAUCAGGACUGAGCAUAUGCGACAAGCAUCUCCUUCACAUUUAUAUCGAUUUUGGAUUGAUGAUUCUAAUGGGUCUAGAGCAUAUACACGAGCGCUGGCGUUGUUGGUGUCAUUUUGCUUUUCUUUAUC
Aspergillus homomorphus CBS 101889 is the source of this 1869-nucleotide messenger RNA. Its product is annotated as putative aquaglyceroporin. Gene Ontology annotation, biological process: water transport; glycerol transmembrane transport. The coding region runs from base 262 to 1752 and encodes 496 amino acids. Gene Ontology annotation, cellular component: plasma membrane. Lineage: Eukaryota; Fungi; Ascomycota; Eurotiomycetes; Eurotiales; Aspergillaceae. Gene Ontology annotation, molecular function: water channel activity; glycerol channel activity. The record is from RefSeq and is a predicted model, not a curated record. The transcript is spliced from 4 exons.